UCCCCCGCCAGAACCUCGGUAGCUCACCUUCGCUUUAUUUUGGUCUCACCGGAACAUCUACAUUGACCGAGCGGGAUGCAACACGAGGCUUGCAAACCCACGAUUAAGUCAUAGCUAUCACCCGUUUGCAAAACACGCCAAUCGCUCCCAUGGCGGGCCGACCUCGUCGGCGCAGGGCCUCGUCGACGUCGACGACCGCAGAGCUCGAUCGCGCCCAGAUUCGCUGGGCCAAGGAAUCAUCCGUCCUACGACCGACACCGCGAGACAUGCCAGAUAAUGACUGGCCGUGCUAUGUUCUCACCGACGCGACGAUUUACCGGAAAGAUGGCAGGACGGUAGCCAACCCGCUCCUCGUCCAUGUCCAAGGAUCCCUAAUCGUCCGCGGCCUCCUCGAGGUUGACGAAGACAAGCUCGUGCCUAACCUUGUGCGCUCGAGCGUAAAGACCGCUUAUAUCGAGAUACCCCAUUCAGACCGAUACUCGAUCGGAGACGGCCCGCUCGUCCUUUGGGUUUCAGGCGCCGCCGGCUGGUUCGAGAUCCGGCCGUCUAUUGGAUACCAGAAGAUGUACGACCAAGUUCGCGAGGCCAUUACCCUUUACUAUAGCGCCUUUGAGAUAUACGAAGCGUAUUUUGAAGCAUGCGCGAGCAAGAAAAAAGCACGAAGGCCGCGAGCGCCGAGUUUGGACGAUAUUUUUCUCAAGUACGCCGUCAGGGCUGGCGAUGGCAUCCUGCGGCAUGAGGUCGAAGCCCUGUGUAGUAAAUGGGCUGAGUUCCUGAUCCCCCACUUCGACAAAGAGUUUGAUCUGGACUGGAACGCAACGCACUUUGCCAAAUGGCUGCGUAGCUCACACCCUGAGGUGCAGAAGAAACUCGCUGAUAUUGCAAAUGGCCUGGUUCCCCCCUUACCCCCUCCGGAGCCCCAAGAAUCCGUCGACAACAAGGCGACCCAGAGUCGGAGGAGCCGGUCGGCGAGGGCGAGCAGCCGGAACAGCGAGGUCCAAGACAACCCACCCAGUCUUCCAAUCCCACAGGCAAAGCCCACCAAUAACCCUAGGGUUAGAAUAAGCGAAACCCCUAUACCGCUGCCUGGGAGAUACCGGCAACUUACCCAGCCAGCAAGUUCGGAGCCAUCUCCGAUACCUGUCGAGGCACCCAAGGUUGAUACACCAAAAGUGGCGCCCAAGGCUGAUACACCGAAAGAGACACCCAUGUCCGACGCCGACUCCGAAACGCCUGUUGAUAGGCUACUCGGAGCCCUCGACGAAGUCGCGACAGAAGUGAAUAUCAACAAGGUACCGCCUUCCAAGAUUAACUCGUCUGUGUUCUUCAAGUGCAAAAUCCGGAACUACAUGGACGCCAAGGACAUCAUCGCAUACUACGCGAAGGAGCUUCUCCCACGCCUACCCGCCGAGUGGAAGGACGUCCCAUGGUAUCACUGGUUGGUGGACGUUGCCAACCAGCCGUGGGCACCGUCGACAGAGCACACCGAGCCGGACAAAAUUCCUGCGCAGACUUUCCGGCGGAUGAAAAUGGGCCCCAAAGCAGGGUCGUCGACUAAAUCAGCUACCCAACUACCCCCGCCCAUCAACCUCAAACUCAGGGCUAAGAGCGCUGUGCAAGAUGAGAGCGAGUCAGAAGAGGAAAUCGCCGAGCUUUAUACAGCGCCGCAGCGCAACCGUAGAUCCGGAAAAGGAGCAACACUGCGCCUCGCCACUAGUGCUAAGAAACGGCCGCGUUCCGAGCUUGACGACCAACCCAGCGGAAGCCGUCGGGGUAGAAAGUCAACCAAGACCAGUCACUAUAUCAGUGACGACGACGAGUCAGAGGAUGCCGACAAUGCGAGUGACGAAGACGUUACCACUAGCGAAGAGACAGUCCUCGGAUCGCGUCUACCUCUGCCCGAGGGGGCAGUCCGCAUCGCCGUGCACGCCGAGCGGCUCCCCACAACGUCACCCAGCGGGCCCGACGGUACCUGGACGUGCGACGAGGAAGGCUGCACCUACGUUGUCAGGUCGGCCGACGAGCAAGACGCGCAGGAGCUGAUUCAGGCACAUUUCCGGGACCACGAGGCGCAGGCUGAGAAGAUCAACCUGGCGGUCACAGAGAGCCGCGGCCACAUGCCCAUCAAGUACGUCUACUUCCCCCCUGUCCUCCUCCUCGUCUACAUGCACUCUCCUGGGGCCGGCCAAGUCUAGUUACCAUCCAUCCACAAAAGCCCCCGUAGCCUCGGCAGCCCGGAUGCUAACUAUGAGUAGCCAUCUUCUCAGCAAGAUCCAGGCACUCGGCAAGGCCGCCCUCUUUGGAAAGCGAGA
This is a messenger RNA of Chaetomium fimeti, 2312 nucleotides long. RefSeq lists its product as uncharacterized. The record is from RefSeq and is a predicted model, not a curated record. The transcript has 3 exons. Lineage: Eukaryota; Fungi; Ascomycota; Sordariomycetes; Sordariales; Chaetomiaceae. Bases 150 to 2195 code for a protein of 681 amino acids.